Messenger RNA from Apiotrichum porosum, 1698 nucleotides. It is a transcript of the gene PYK1, whose product is annotated as Pyruvate kinase. Lineage: Eukaryota; Fungi; Basidiomycota; Tremellomycetes; Trichosporonales; Trichosporonaceae. The transcript has 5 exons. Gene Ontology annotation, cellular component: cytoplasm. Gene Ontology annotation, molecular function: pyruvate kinase activity; magnesium ion binding; potassium ion binding. Gene Ontology annotation, biological process: glycolytic process. The record is from RefSeq and is a predicted model, not a curated record. Bases 1 to 1698 code for a protein of 565 amino acids.
AUGUUCAUCCCCACCCCCCAGCCCCUCUCCCCCGCUUCCACAUCGUCCUCGAUGUCGGCCUAUGUCUCGCGUCUGGACCUUACUUACGGCUCCGUCGGUAGAAACACCAUGUCCGCUGGCUCCCAGACCGCUUGGCUCGCUGGCCUCUCGACCAGCUUCGAGGCCCCCACUGAGGAGCAGAAGUUCCUCCGCAAGACCUCGAUCAUUGCUACCAUCGGCCCCAAGUCCAACAGCGUCGACAUGAUGCUCAAGCUUGCCGACGCUGGUAUGAACAUUGUCCGCAUGAACUUCUCGCACGGUUCGUACGAGUACCACCAGUCGGUCAUCGACCACGCCCGUGAGGCCGACAAGAAGAGCCCCAGCGGCCGUCCCCUCGCCAUUGCCCUCGACACCAAGGGCCCCGAGAUCCGUACCGGUCUCAUGGCCAACGACCAGGACGUCCCCAUCCCUGCCGGUCACGAGUUCUGGGUCACCACCGACAAGGCUUUCGCCGAGUCGGGCAACGCCGACCAGAUCUUCAUGGACUACUCCAACCUCCCCAAGGUCACCCAGCCCGGCAAGCUCAUCUACGUCGACGACGGUAUCCUCUCGCUCCAGGUCCUCGCCAUUGAGGGUGACCGCCUCCGCGUCAAGUCGCUCAACGCCGGCUCGCUCUGCUCGCGCAAGGGUGUCAACCUCCCCAAGACCCCCGUCGACCUCCCCGCCCUCUCGGAGAAGGACAAGGCCGACCUUGCCUUUGGUGUCCGCAACAACGUCGACAUGAUCUUUGCCUCGUUCAUCCGCCGCGCCGACGACGUCCGUGAGAUCAAGAAGGCUCUCGGCGCCGACGGUGCCGGUAUCAAGAUCAUUGUCAAGAUUGAGAACGAGCAGGGUGUCACCAACUUUGACGAGAUCCUCCGCGAGGCCGACGGUGUCAUGGUCGCCCGUGGUGACCUCGGUAUCGAGAUCCCCGCCUCGCAGGUCUUCCUUGCCCAGAAGAUGAUGAUCGCCAAGUGCAACAUUGCCGGCAAGCCCGUCAUCUGUGCUACCCAGAUGCUCGAGUCGAUGACCUUCAACCCCCGCCCUACCCGUGCCGAGGUUUCCGACGUUGCCAACGCCGUCCUCGACGGUGCCGACUGUGUCAUGCUUUCGGGCGAGACCGCCAAGGGCAACUACCCCAUCGAGGCCGUCAAGAUGAUGGCUGAGACUGCCUACCUCGCCGAGUCGGCCCUCUCCAACUCGGCCCUCUUUGACCAGCUCCGCCAGCUCACCCCCCGCCCCACCGAGACCGCCGAGACCCUUGCCCUCUCGGCCGUCGCCGCCGCCAUCGAGCAGGACGCCGGUGCCAUCAUCGUCCUCUCGACCUCGGGUGUCUCGGCCCGCCUCAUCUCGAAGUACCGCCCUUCGUGCCCCAUCAUCUGUGUCACCCGCAAGGAGCAGACCGCCCGCCAGCUCCACCUUUCGCGUGGUGUCUACCCCGUCUGGUACCCCGAGCCCCGCGGUGUCCCCGGCGACAAGUGGCAGGUUGACGUCGACAACCGCAUCCGCUUCGGCCUCAAGAUGGCCCUCGAGCUCAAGAUUGUCAAGCCCGAGGCUACCGUCAUGGCCGUCCAGGGCUGGAAGGGUGGUCUCGGCCACACCAACACCCUCCGUAUUCUCUCGGUCCCCUCGGACCCCGCCGACCUUGAGAUUGCCUACAUUGACCGCCCCGCCGAGUAA